CUUAUAUGAUUGAUAAAACUGUGUAUAAAAGAUGGUAAAGUACCACACUUUGGAAGUCAGUCAAAAAUGUACCGACUUUUAAUCACUGCAAGUGCUCUCGUUGCUGUUGUCUUUGGAGCACCACAUCCUGAUGUUAGUAUUCACGGAGGUGAUGAUGCAGCUCUAGGUCAAUUCCCGUUCAUCGUCGCUCUUAACAAUUCCGAACAAUUCUGCGAUGGUUCAAUUAUCAACAAAAACUGGGUUGUUACAGCUGCCCAUUGCAUCUACUCUGUAAAAACCAAUACUACCACAGUUCUAGCCGGAACAAACAAGCUCGACUCUGGUGGUACUACCUAUAAAGUUUCCCAGUUCUUACACCAUCCAGAUUACAACACUACCAACAGCAAAAACGACAUCGGUCUUAUUCAAAUUGUCGGUGAAUUUGAAUUUAGUGAGAAUCUUCAACCAGUGGAAUUUACUCAAGCUGGAGUUAACGCCAGUUGUCAGGCUGUCGGCUGGGGAGGGACUGAAGAAGUAGUCACGCCUGAAAAUCUGAAAUAUGUGGGGUUGACAGCUUUGGGGUUGGAUGAUUGUAAACGAAUCACUGCCGAUUAUAACAAUGGCCUUUAUUUGGGGGAAGAACAGGUUUGUGGUUAUGGACCUUCGGGAAAGGGGGCUUGCUAUGGGGAUUCUGGUGGGCCAUUUGUUUGCGAUGGUAAACUGGCUGGAGUUACUUCUUAUGCGUUUCUACCGUGUGCUCGUGGUGUUCCGGAUGUGUACACGCGACCAACGUUUUAUGUUGAUUGGAUCAAUUCUGUAGUAAACGCGGAAUGAGCGAAGAAAUUAAUAAAAAAACUAACAAUAA
Messenger RNA from Tribolium castaneum (red flour beetle), 844 nucleotides. RefSeq names its product serine protease P162. Gene Ontology annotation, molecular function: serine-type endopeptidase activity. The transcript is spliced from 2 exons. Bases 67 to 813 code for a protein of 248 amino acids. The record is from RefSeq and is a predicted model, not a curated record. Gene Ontology annotation, biological process: proteolysis. NCBI's taxonomy places the organism in Eukaryota, Metazoa, Arthropoda, Insecta, Coleoptera, Tenebrionidae.